UGCGUGUGUCGCCGCUAGCAGCUAACGCGUGACGUGUCUCCGCGCCCCCUCCUCUCCCGGAAGAAGGCCGAGCGGAUCAGGCGUUUCGUGUCUCUAAAGACUUAAAAAUGCGUUACGUGGCCGCUUACCUGCUUGCUGUGCUGGGUGGCAACACCCGCCCCUCCUCCAAAGAUAUCAAGAGCAUUCUUGGCAGCGUGGGGAUCGAGGCUGACGACCAGCGUCUCAGUAAGGUCAUCAGUGAACUGAAUGGAAAAGACAUCAACGAUGUCAUGAAUUCAGGUCUCUCAAAGUUAGCCUCCGUGCCAGCAGGUGGUGCUAUAGCUGCUGCUCACACCACUGGAGGUGCUCCUGCAUCUGCUCCUGGAGCUGCUCCUGCUGCGGAAGAGAAGAAGGAAGAGAAGAAGGAGGAAUCCGAGGAGUCGGAUGAAGACAUGGGCUUUGGGCUCUUUGAUUAGCAAUGCUUUUCCUUCUCUGUUUCAAAAGAAAUGCAAUAAAAAUUGAAAAAAUAA
This is a messenger RNA of Polyodon spathula (Mississippi paddlefish), 509 nucleotides long. Its product is annotated as 60S acidic ribosomal protein P2-like. Lineage: Eukaryota; Metazoa; Chordata; Actinopteri; Acipenseriformes; Polyodontidae. The transcript has 5 exons. Gene Ontology annotation, cellular component: ribosome; cytosolic large ribosomal subunit. Gene Ontology annotation, biological process: cytoplasmic translational elongation. The record is from RefSeq and is a predicted model, not a curated record. The coding region runs from base 108 to 455 and encodes 115 amino acids. Gene Ontology annotation, molecular function: structural constituent of ribosome.